ACAACCUUUCUGUGUUUUCCGUGCCACGUUCCGCACAAACUUUCAACGAUGAAAUGUGAAUGAAAACUUUGUUUGUGUACCUGAAUUUUCAGCGAAAACUAUGUAUAGUAGAGCUCCCGGUUAAAACGCUAGCCUCGGGACUCUACUAUAUGUAUCUUCUACAUAUAAAAUGACAAGUAUAAAAAAACUUUCGGGAUUCCGACAACUAUCUUUAAAUUGUGAUAGUCCACCAAACCCACCAAGAAGGCCUCCGCUAAAGAAACAGUUUUCUGAAGAUAUAAAUGACUUCAAAGCGUGGUCAGAGCAUGACAUCGGCAUUAAAAUAUCUCUAAACAAUAGAAGCCUUAGAAAUCCUUUCAUUAAAAACGCUUGGGUAGAAAGUACACAAGAAACGGUAAACGACGAACCAGUAAUAAUAAAGAAAUGUAGCGAGAAUAGAAGAGUACCACUAAAUAGCUUAACUAGGCAGAUUUCUGUAGAUAAAGAAGCUUUACUACACUCGAGACAAGAGUUAGCUGAAAGAUUAAGAAAAACUGCCAAACCACAAGAAGAAAAGCCUAACAUUAAAAUUUUUCUAGCACAAAAUUCUAAAGAACAAAUUGAUGAAUACGAGGUUGAAAAAGAAGAUAAAAUCAAUGAACAGCCAAAAUUUAUUCAACCACUGAUAACUGUAAAUAGUGAUAAACAUUCGUUUAAGUUACGAAAAAAUGCCAAACAAAGAACUAUUUUAUUUAAUACAUCAGACAGCUCAUGGCCAGUGCCAAAAAACAAAAGUAAUCAAAAUAGUCCCGUUAUUGUUGUGCCACCUACAGAAAACGGCGUACUACAGAAACCGGAAACCUUUCUAUCAACAAAUAAUCCAAAUGACGUUAAAGCCAUAGAUUCCGUAAUUAUUCGGCCAGCCACAGCAGCGUCGAAGCGAGAGAUGUUCCAGAAACGCACAAAUUCUGCCUUUAACUCAACUGUAGUAGCUGUUAAAGAAACUCAAAAGCUCAGAAGUCCCUUAAUCAGAUCCUCGUCAGCUCCCUGCAAACCCGAGCAUUUAAAGUCAAAAUUAAUUUUAACAAAACACUCCAAGCACUCCAAGACUCUUAAGAAAGUUCAGAUGAAGCCUUCCGUCAAAAAUGAGAAGAUCGAAAAACUAAAUGAAGAGAAUCCGAAGAGCCAAAAGGAACUUAACAGAACGACACCGGUGCAAGGAAAUGACGUGGUAACGAUGGUUUCCUUGAUUAGUCCAACAGGAAGUGAUGGAGAAGAGGAAGAAGUCGAGGAGAGCAAAGACAAAAAUAAAACGGCAACUAAUGAGAAGAGUGCCGUUGAACAGAAGCAGCCGCCUAAGAUAAUGUCGUUACGAAAAGCAGCAAAGACAGUAUCGUUCCAACAGUCCAGUAUACAUGCCAUCAGGAGUUUUUCUGCAAGUUUUCCUGCAAGAAGAGUGUCAGUUACGGCUGCAAUGAUGUUGAAUAACAGUUUAAAUUCGCCCGCCAAAGUACAAGAAAAGCGAAGUACCAAUUCUAGUACGCCUGACGAUGAUGAAAGAGUGCCAAAACGACGCCUUGUUAGGAGCAACACGGAAGAUGCAAAAUCUACCAGUUUCGAACAAGAAAAUAUAGAUGAACCAGAAAAUGAUAGUCAGAAAGAAUCUACUACUGUUUCAAAUUUUACUGUCGAUAUUAAAUCUAAUGACAUCGAAAAUCAGCAGGUUGAAAAUAAGCAAAAUGUACAGGGUACAGAACAACUAAUCUCUGAACCAAUACAAAAGGAAACAGAAAGUAGCAAAGAAACAGAAAUGGAAACAAAGGAGAACCCCGAUCUUAAAUCGCCAAAGGAAAAACAAUGUUGGAAUAUGUACUGCAAGAUGGCAGAAAAAGGCAUUAACAUUUCUUUCGACACGAUACUAAGGGGAAUGUUAACCCCAACAGAGUACAGAUUGAGCAAAAAACAUUUGUUAGCUGCAACAAGUACUGAGCCUUCGGAAAAUGUUAAAUAAUAUUUUUGUAAAGAAAAGGCAGCUGAAAUAUUUAACGUAGAGAUCACUCUUAAUAAAAAUAAAUUUUA
Molecule: messenger RNA, 2058 nt
Organism: Diabrotica virgifera virgifera (western corn rootworm)
Lineage: Eukaryota; Metazoa; Arthropoda; Insecta; Coleoptera; Chrysomelidae
Product: repetitive organellar protein
Exons: 5
Coding region: 170-1990 (606 amino acids)
Source: RefSeq, a predicted model, not a curated record